This is a messenger RNA of Juglans microcarpa x Juglans regia, 1742 nucleotides long. RefSeq names its product pectin acetylesterase 12-like. The record is from RefSeq and is a predicted model, not a curated record. Gene Ontology annotation, biological process: cell wall organization. Gene Ontology annotation, molecular function: pectin acetylesterase activity. Lineage: Eukaryota; Viridiplantae; Streptophyta; Magnoliopsida; Fagales; Juglandaceae. Gene Ontology annotation, cellular component: plant-type cell wall.
UUGUUUUUUAGGGACCCUUUUGAUUAUGUUUCACUACGAAUACUUACACCAUCAAAUUAAUUUAUUCCCAACAGCUAGCAUUUCAUUGCGGGAGUGAAAUUUCCAAAGACAAAAAAGGCCUGCCUGUGUUGCAUUUCGCAAACAUUUGUUUAUGCUCUACUUUACAUAGUAAACAUGUGGUAAAGAAUGACGGAGUGAGGACGGGGGUUGGAUAAUUACAACAAACGUAGGAAGAGGAAGAGGAGAAGAAGAAUGAGGGUGAUUCAGAUUCUGACGGUGCUGGGGUAUGCCUUUUGCUUUGUUGGGUUCGUGUUGAGCGGAUCUGAACGUGGUUCUUUUGAGGAUUUCAAUGUCACAGAGUUGGAAAUAGAGACACAGAAGGAGGGUCUGCUUUCUUUCUUGGAGAAUGAUGCCGCAGCUUCAUCACCUUCCUUGUCCAAACCCCUCAUGGUCCCCUUGACUCUUAUUUAUGGAGCUGCUUCUAAAGGAGCCGUUUGCUUGGAUGGGACGCUGCCAGGUUACCAUCUGCAUCGGGGUCGCGGAUCUGGUGCAAACAGUUGGCUCAUUCAAUUAGAGGGAGGGGGAUGGUGUAAUACAAUAAGAAGCUGUGUUUACCGCAAAACUACUCGCCGCGGGUCAUCAAAAUUUAUGGAAAAACUGAUACCAUUCACGGGAAUAUUGAGCAAUAAAGCAGAAGAAAAUCCCGAUUUUUUCAACUGGAACAGGGUCAAGCUACGUUACUGUGAUGGGGCAUCUUUCAAUGGGGAUAGUCGGGAUGAGGCUGCACAACUCAAUUUUCGAGGACAGCGGAUUUGGUUAGCUGCUAUGGAAGACUUAAUGUCCAAGGGAAUGCAGAAUGCUAACCAGGCUCUUCUUUCUGGAUGCUCUGGGGGCCUAGCAUCCAUACUACACUGUGAUGAGUUUCGGGACUUGUUUCCACGAACUACCAAAGUGAAAUGUCUAAGUGAUGCUGGAUUGUUCCUCGAUGCAGUUGAUGUAUCUGGUGGGCGAACUUUAAGGAAUAUGUAUGGAGGUGUGGUUAACUUACAGGGAGUGCAAACGAAUCUGCCGAAUACUUGUACCAACCACCUGGAUCCAAUAUCGUGCUUCUUUCCUCAGAACUUGAUUGCGAAUGUUAAAACGCCAUUAUUUAUUCUAAAUGCAGCCUAUGAUGCAUGGCAGCUCCAAGAGAGCUUAGCUCCACGUUCAGCUGAUCCUCGUGGCUAUUGGAAUAACUGCAAAUUAAACCAUGCACUUUGUAGUUCAUCACAGAUCUAUUUUCUCCAAGGCUUUAGAAAUCAAAUGCUCAAUGCCGUUAGAGGUUUCUCAAGGUCCCGUCAAAAUGGAUUAUUCAUAAAUUCCUGUUUUGCUCAUUGCCAGUCUGAGAGGCAGGACACAUGGUUCGCUGACAACUCUCCCCUAAUUGCAAACAAGGGGAUUGCAGAGUCUGUUGGAGACUGGUAUUUUGAUCGAGUGGGUGUGAAAGCUAUUGACUGUGCAUACCCCUGUGACAACACAUGCCACAAUCUAGUUUUCAAGUGAGUGCGAGAUUAUUCAAUUUCUGCUCACGUCUUCUUAAUUUUCCCUGCAUCCUAUUUCUCAAUUGUGAAAUUGUAAAAUUCAUUUCAUUGAAAUUUGAAAUGAUAAAUUCAUGCUUGCCAAGGAGUGUAACUAUAAGAGCUAGCACAUUCUUGCUCAUCAUCUCUUUUGCAUAUAUUUAUGAAUGAGGUUCUGUUGUCUCA